UGUGUGUGUGUGUAUGUGUGUGCGCGCGCGUGUGUGUUUGUGUGUCUGGGCGCAAAGCGCGUCUGUCUGACCACAAGUAGUGCUCAGAUUACCGUGCCUGCUCUGUUCUGUGCUGUUCUCUCCCGUCUGGCCAGGACCGUGCGGUUCCGCCAGCCCCAGCACUGGAAUUCCCAGGAGCAGGGGGAGCAUGGAAUUUGGACUCAGCUGAGCGACCAAAGUGGAGAGUGGAGCUUGCCCGGCCAGGAGAGCACCAUGGAUGGCGAACCACGGGGCAGGAGCAGCAAGUCCCUGAGGCCAGGGGACCUUCCUGACACGCGGCUCCUUGCGAACUCGUGGAUGGGGGAUGUUGUGUCUGAUUGGUCUCCUGUGCAUGAAGCGGCCAUCCACGGACGUCUUCUCUCUCUGAGGAACCUCAUCAGCCAGGUGAAUGGGGUCACCACAGACUGGCACACCCCGUUGUUUAACGCGUGUGUCAGUGGCAGCCGCGACUGUGUGAAUUUGCUUCUCCAACACGGGGCCAGCCCCCAUGCUGUGAGCGAUCUGGCGUCCCCCAUCCACGAAGCGGCUAAGAGAGGCCACGCGGCGUGUGUGGAGACCCUGGCGGCCCACGGGGGCGACGUGGACCAUAACAUCAGCCACCUGGGCACGCCGCUGUAUUUGGCUUGUGAAAACCAGCAGAUAGCCUGUGCCAGGAAGCUUCUGGAGUCAGGAGCCAGCGUGAACCAAGGCCGAGGUCUGGACUCCCCCCUUCACGCAGUGGCCAGGGUGUCCAGUGGCGAGCUGGCGCGGCUGCUCAUGGACUUCGGAGCGGACACCCGGGCCAAGAACGCCGAAGGCAAACGCCCCUUGGAGUUGGUGCCCCCUGAGAGCCCUCUGACGCGGCUCUUCCUGCAGCGAGAAGGACCCCCCUCUUUGCUGCAGCUCUGUCGCCUUAGAAUCCGGAAGUGCUUCAGGACCCAGCAGCAUCACAAGAUCAAGGGACUCAUCCUUCCCGAGGAGCUGAAACGUUUUCUCCUUCAUAUGUAAACAUGUCAAGGGACCAGAGUCACAAAAAACCCACCAAGAUUCCGGAGUCUUGCGGCCGCUGGCGUUUUGGAAUAAAAUCAGGUUUAUAGAGCUUG
Messenger RNA from Neogale vison (American mink), 1121 nucleotides. It is a transcript of the gene ASB9, whose product is annotated as ankyrin repeat and SOCS box containing 9. The record is from RefSeq and is a predicted model, not a curated record. NCBI's taxonomy places the organism in Eukaryota, Metazoa, Chordata, Mammalia, Carnivora, Mustelidae. Gene Ontology annotation, molecular function: protein binding. Gene Ontology annotation, biological process: protein ubiquitination; intracellular signal transduction; positive regulation of protein catabolic process. The transcript is spliced from 6 exons. The coding region runs from base 253 to 1026 and encodes 257 amino acids.